GAGAGUGAAGAGAAGUGCGUGCUGUGCGGGAAGAGAGGGACUUUAAGUCACCUGCUGACAGGAUGUGCCAUAGCCCUAGGACAGGGAAGGUACAGGUGGAGACAUGACAAAGUGUUAAGGGUCCUAGCAGCCGCACUUGAGGAGAAGAGGGCACAGAUGAGAGGAAGAAAGCAGAGAAGGCUGAGGUUUGUAGAGUUCGUGAAGGAAGGAGGGAAAGGAAAAAGGAGGGGAAAGAGUGCACUAGACGAAGGUCUAGGAAUUCUGGCCACAGCAGGGGACUGGGACCUACGGGUCGACCUGGACAGGAAACUAACCUUCCCAGAGGAGAUAACAACAACGAACCAGAGACCAGACAUAGUGAUAUGGUCAGCAAAGACCAGACAGGUAGUCAUCCUAGAGCUCACUGUACCUUGGGAGGACAGGUUGGAGGAAGCAUUUGAAAGGAAAGCUGAGAAGUACAGUGAACUGAAGCAGUCCUGUAUAGAGAAAGGGUGGAAAACCUGGUAUUACCCCAUAGAAGUUGGGUGCAGAGGAUUUGUAGGACAGUCAGCAUGGAGAGGGUUAGGAGC
Messenger RNA from Branchiostoma floridae (Florida lancelet), 569 nucleotides. RefSeq lists its product as uncharacterized. The record is from RefSeq and is a predicted model, not a curated record. NCBI's taxonomy places the organism in Eukaryota, Metazoa, Chordata, Leptocardii, Amphioxiformes, Branchiostomatidae.